GUGUCCCGGAGGGUUCCGCAGCCUUCCUGAAGUAUAUAAGGAACUCUUUACACUCAAGAGAGUGACGGUGGAUGGGAGACAUUCAUACUGCAAGUCUCUUGUAUUAGAAAAUACACUUUCAAGAUCACUUCAGUAGGCGGAUACUAUCAUUUCCGUUUACUAAACACGGACAUACACAUACCCAAGAAACUUGGAAGUAAUCUUAUAGCUAUGCAGUCAAGCAGCCGAAGUUCCCGAGAACGCAGAAGCCAGCGUUCGAUCAAGCAGAUGAUUGAGUCAUUACGAAACCAUACGGUCAACACAUUGACUGAGCUACGCCGGAUCGAACGGGUCGCGACAACUUGCGAGACCGAGGAAGAGUUGCAAGCAUUUCAACAACCCAUGGCUUCGGCAUGGGAUUACUACGUGAGCAGCAACCAGUUGCUGCUAGAGAUGCGAGGCUUGACCCGCAACUACCCUAUCUCGAGUUCCCUGAUUGAGGAAGCCAGGGUUCUAGUCAGUGAAGAUCCGGAUUCAAGUCGAAGCUGGAAUAUGGCUUGGCUGUGCUUAUCCAAAAUUCGAGAUGCAGGCUUGGUGCUUAGUAUCGCACAAUCCGAGGCUCAAAAGCCGGAGAUGUGGGGUGGUCGAUAUCCAUCUCCCGAGGAAGCAGAGCAGCUCACACAGUGUUUCGUGUACGAAUGGAGCCAUGCUGUGGACACGAUGCUUCGACAUUGGCGUACGGCUCCCGUUUGGUAUUGAGGAUGCUAAUGCCUUAUCAAGACAAUUGCAUCUUGCUUGUUCAUCUGAAAAUUUCUGAAGAGAAGCAAGCGAGGGGUACGGAAUGGAUGUAACGUAUUAUUAUGAGUGUGUAUGACGCUUGGCUUGACUUUACACAAUGGGGGACCGAAGAAUAGAAUAAGAUAUAGAUAUCCGCUCAUUACAUAGACAUAGAUUAUGCAUUUUACUUUCGUGGCUUUUCAUAUUAGCAUCAAGAAUUGCAGUGAA
Messenger RNA from Xylaria bambusicola, 984 nucleotides. RefSeq lists its product as uncharacterized. The transcript has 4 exons. The record is from RefSeq and is a predicted model, not a curated record. NCBI's taxonomy places the organism in Eukaryota, Fungi, Ascomycota, Sordariomycetes, Xylariales, Xylariaceae. The coding region runs from base 211 to 738 and encodes 175 amino acids.